CGGGUCAAACUGAACCCAACCCACCAGACAAAGCCGAAGUCGCUCGAACCUUUUACUCUGUGCCAGAGCGAGAAAGCAUGUUCUCUUCGUCAAUUUUUUGACUGCGGAGCACACUGCCUGUGACUGUAUGCGUGUGCGAAAUCAGUUGAUGGAUGAAGAAUGAUGAUGAGGGGUAGAAAUUUACUUCGUUUUGGUACCCGUUCGUAUUUGGAAGCAGCCGAUCGUGUUUGGAGAUUUACAUUUUUGAAAGUGUGUGUGUGUGUUACUUCAAGAAAAAAUGAAAAAUGCUUUACGCACACCACUUCAUAUCAUUGCUGCAAAUAAUAAAAAUCAUUUCUCGUCAACGCCGGCCGGCUAAACAUCGUUCAUAGCUUUGACAAGUUUUAAAAGGUGAUUUAAGUUAUUUGUGAUUCGAAAUGGCAUCUAAACGUGACAAGCAAACCGGGUCAUUGUAUAAAAUUCGUGACGCUAUGAACAAAGUACUCGAGCAGGAAUGGGAAAAUGAAGAACGUGAAAACACAACUGCCGCGUUUCAGCAGCUAGAAGAAAACAUGGAUGUGAGUUUCCCAUAUCCUGGAUCAGGAGUUGACAUGUCCAGCGACAAUAAUAUUCCUGAUCCUGUUUUGAGCGAUAGCGAAUUUUCAUCUUUGACUUCGAGUGAUGAAGAAGAGUCCAAUGACAGUGAUGAGAAUGAUAUGGAAUGUCCUAAUGUGCCGAAUGGUAUAACAUUUGAAGAUGGACUCAGAAAAUGGGCUUUGGAAACAAAUCAGAGACAUUGUGCCAUUAACUCAUUGCUGGCUCUGGUUCGAGAAACAACACCGUAUAAAGUGCCAAAAGAUGCACGGACAUUUCUCAAAACUCCGCAGUCAACCGAAAAGAACAACAUUAGUACAACCGCCGGUGGACAAUUAUGGUAUUAAGGAAUAGCUAAGAGACUACAACAAUAUUUCAAAAACAAAACCCCUAAGGUCGAUUUAAUGAAAUUAGACUUUUCAAUGGAUGGUUUACCGCUUCACAAAAGUGGUUUAACCCAAUUUUGGCCUAUUUUAAUGAGGGUACACGGAAUGCCUAAAACACCAGUGAUGGUGGUGGCUAUUUACUGUGGCGAAUGCAAACCUGAUUCGGUAGAGGAAUACUUAAGAGAGUUCGUCACAGAAUUCAAUGAACUGCAAAUCAAAGGGCUUUUCAUAAAUGGCAAAAAGAUAAAAGUGCUACCAAGAGCAAUCAUAGCAGAUUCUCCAGCUCGAGCGUUUCUAAAAGGUGUUGUCUGUUUCAAUGCAGCAGAGGGCUGUUUGAAAUGUCUUCAUAUAGCUAAAAAAGAUCCGGAUACAAAACGAAUGUAUUUCGAAGGAAUAGGUGCAACCAAGCGUACAGAUACGUUGUUCAAAGGAGGUGCAUAUCCUUCUCAUUGCAAACAUCACACACCUUUAAUAGACCUAAUGAAUUUCGAUAUUGUUAGAGAUGUUAUAACUUCUGAUCCACUUCAUUUAUUCUAUUUGGGAAUCAUGCGGAAGCUACUGAUUGGCUGGAUGAGUGGAAAGUUCGGAAAACAUAAAAAGUGGACUCCUCUGCAGAAGCAACAAAUUAGCAAAUUUCUAAAAGAGUCACAGCUCCCAUCGGAAAUUCAUCGCAAAAUGCGUGGAUUAAAAUACCUUCCGUUUUCGAAAGGUUCGGAAUUUCGGUCAUUUCUGCGUUAUAUUGGUGUCGUAGUUUUAAAAAAUAAUUUACCUAUCGAAAAUUAUAAUCACUUUAUGCUUCUGUUCUGUGCUGUUACAUUUUUAUCCUCUCCAAUUUAUAAAAACUAUUGGAGGUAUGCAGGAGAGUUUCUCAAUAAGUUUGUGAUGGAUUUUGAUAAAAUUUACGACAAAAGUUUAGUGUCUAGCAAUGUUCAUAUUUUAGAACAUGUUUUCGAUGAUGUUGAUAGAUUUGGUGACUUGGAAACGAUUUCCGCUGAUAUUUUUGAAAAUGAAUUACAGAAAAUGAAAAAUGGAUUGCGUCAUGGAACAAGAAGCUUAGAACAAAUCAUAAAUAGAUUGGCUGAAACAGAGGAAAUAAAGACAGCACAGGAAAUAAUUGAACCAAGUUUUCCUAAAAUUAGCGCUAGAGGUAAUUCCGUACGCUUUUACAUCACACCUGAUUUUGUGUUGAAACCAACUGAUAGGGACCAAUGGUUUAUGCUAAAAGAUAACACUGUUGUUAAGUAUAAAAGCGCAACUUAUGAGUCAGGAGAAUUCGUAUUGUAUGGAUGCCAAUUCCUUAAACAGCGUGAAAGCUUCGUAAAUCCUUGUUCGUCCUACAUGUUACAUAUAACGACAGGAGAUUUAAUUUAUUUAUCAAGCGAUUGCAUUAAGGUAUCUCUUUCAGAGGUGCUAUGUAAAGUUUGUGCUGUUGUAUUAGAAAGCGAUAGCUAUAUGUUUAUUCCACUCUUGCACACUUUCAUUCAAUAAUUAUAAUGUACUAUAUAUAAAAAUGGGGCGGUCCCGUGGUACGGUCCUCAACUAGAACGACUUAAUAACAUGCUCGUCAAUGGUUCGAGCCUAAAAUGGACCGUCCCCCCGUAGCAUGGAUUGACUAUCCGGCUGCGUAGUAAUGAAUUAAGUCUCGAAAGCCUGUCCAGCAUGUUCGCGUAGCGUACGAUGUUACGCCAUAUAGAAGAAGAAUAUAUAAAAAUAAUCGUGUAAUUUAAUUAAGUUUAACUACGCAAUAAACAAUAAAUGUACGUUUAAAUCCU
Messenger RNA from Anopheles gambiae (African malaria mosquito), 2731 nucleotides. RefSeq lists its product as uncharacterized. Lineage: Eukaryota; Metazoa; Arthropoda; Insecta; Diptera; Culicidae. The coding region runs from base 978 to 2447 and encodes 489 amino acids. The transcript has 4 exons. The record is from RefSeq and is a predicted model, not a curated record.